GGCAAAAUUUGAAAUCCCACUCAGCAGCUCCGUGUUGUUUUAUCCAAAUGCUGGAACAGAAACGUGUCUGCUGUCACUGCUGCAGCGGUGACAGCUGAGAGCGAUGAGCAUCAGCAUCGCGCCGAGGCACCGCUGUAAUAAGGAGAGGGUGGGGGUGCAAUUCUAGAAGAUUCUGCAGGAAUCAUACGAGUGGACCCCAUUUCACUGCUUUAUUGUGGGAACUGUGAGACUAAGCUAGGUGGUUAGCCUUCCCUACCAAAGCCACAACCUGCACACUGUGGUGGGGACUAAAGGUUUUAGGAUCCAAUGACUGGAACAGACUGAUUCAUCCUCCUCACUGCAGAAAUGUCAAAGAGACCAUCCUAUGCCCCUCCACCUCCCCCUGCCCCUACAACUCAAAUGCCCAACACCACCGGGUUUGUGGGGUACAACCCAUACAGCCAUCUGGCCUACAACAACUACAGACUGGGAGGGAGCCAGAGCAGCAACAGUCGGGUAACGAAUUCCUCUGGAAUAAAUAUCCCAAAGCCACCCAAGCCGCCCGAUAAGCCACUGAUGCCAUAUAUGAGAUACAGUCGCAAGGUUUGGGAUCAAGUAAAAGCCUCCAAUCCUGAUCUGAAGCUAUGGGAAAUUGGGAAGAUAAUCGGUGGCAUGUGGAGGGACCUCACUGAUGAGGAGAAACAGGAUUAUUUGAAUGACUACGAAGCAGAGAAGAUUGAGUAUAAUGAGAGCAUGAAGGCCUAUCACAACUCGCCGGCCUACCUGGCCUACGUGAAUGCAAAAAGCCGGGCUGAAGCAGCUCUGGAAGAGGAGAGUCGCCAGAGGCAGUCCAGGCUGGACAAGGACGAGCCUUACAUGAGUAUUCAGCCAGCAGAGGAUCCAGAUGAUUACGAUGACGGGUUUUCUAUAAAGCACUUGGCUGCGGCUCGUUUUCAGCGCAACCAUCGUCUGAUCAGCGAGAUCCUCAGCGAGAGCGUCGUCCCAGAUGUGCGAUCCGUCGUCACCACUGCCCGCAUGCAGGUCCUCAAACGGCAGGUCCAGUCUUUGAUGGUUCAUCAGAGAAAACUGGAGGCAGAGUUGCUUCAGAUUGAAGACCGCCAUCAGGACAAGAAGAGAAAAUUCAUUGAAGCCACAGAGUCGUUCACAAACGAGCUCAAAAGGUUGUGCUGCAUGAAGGUGGAGGUGGACAUGGAGAAGAUUUCUGCAGAGAUUGCUGCAGCAGAAGAGGCAGCCCGCAAACGGAUUGCAGAACGUGAGAAGGAUGCAGGAGACCGAGGUGCAAGAGAAGCUCCGACCUGCGUGCUGGCAGAGGAAGACAAACACAUUUGUGCAACACACGGCAACAAGCCCCAGCAAAACUCUGUGAGUGAAGGCAGCAACAAGGAGGGCGAGGACACAGAAUCCAGCACUACAGAGGCAGCAGGGAAGCCGAAGACCUCAGAGGAGCUCGAGGCCCAUCCCGGCAGCGAAGAGGGGGCGUCGGAGGACAAAGAGAGCGUCCCAGAGGGAGCCAUGGAGGAGGGAACCAGCGACAGCAACACGGGCUCAGAGACUACCUCCGCUCAAACGGAAGACGCCACGACUAGCGAGCCGUCAGAGGGGCCCAGCAGGGCGAGAGCAGCCCACUGAGUCCAGCAGCAGACUGUGUGUGAACCGUCAGGCUGUCGUUUGGCCUGCUGGCCUCUCAUAUGAUCCUCUGAUUACAGAUAUUGCACAGUGUCAUCUCAGUUUGUCCAAGCAUAUGAAGAGCAUUCAGAUGGGCUCGAUGUUUAACAAGCGUGAGGUCGAGUUCGAAGGCUCGCAGACACACUCUGAGGAAAAAAAAAAACAAAAAAAAAAAACAAAAACCUGCACUUGAAGCCGACAAA
This is a messenger RNA of Archocentrus centrarchus (flier cichlid), 1868 nucleotides long. Its product is annotated as SWI/SNF-related matrix-associated actin-dependent regulator of chromatin subfamily E member 1. Gene Ontology annotation, cellular component: SWI/SNF complex. The coding region runs from base 346 to 1629 and encodes 427 amino acids. The record is from RefSeq and is a predicted model, not a curated record. Gene Ontology annotation, molecular function: nucleosomal DNA binding; nuclear receptor binding. Lineage: Eukaryota; Metazoa; Chordata; Actinopteri; Cichliformes; Cichlidae. The transcript is spliced from 11 exons. Gene Ontology annotation, biological process: negative regulation of DNA-templated transcription.